CACAUACUGCCACAAAUUUGUUUAAUGAAUACAUAAUAGAUGGUCUUAAAGAGAAAACUGUUUUACUCGUUACUCAUCAAGUUGACUUUCUACCAGCUUUCGAUUCUGUUUUGUUGAUGUCAAAUGGGGAAAUCCUAGAAGCUGCUCCUUAUCAUCAUUUGUUGACCUCAAGCCAGGAAUUCCAAGAUCUUGUUAAUGCUCACAAGAAAACUGCUGGUUCUGACAAGCCUGUGAAUGUUACUUUUUCGCAGAAACAUUCAACUUCUGCUAGAGAGAUUACACAAGCUUUCAUGGAGCAGUCAAAAGCAUCAACUGGGAAUCAAUUAAUAAAGCAAGAAGAGAGAGAGAUAGGAGACAUAGGGUUGAAGCCGUACUUGCAAUAUUUGAAUCAGAUGAGAGGCUAUAUAUACUUCUUCGUUGCUUCUCUUUGUCACCUUCUAUUUGUCAUUUGCCAGAUAUUGCAGAACUCAUGGAUGGCUGCUAAUGUUGACAAUUCCCAAGUCAGCACAUUGCGGUUGAUUGUAGUUUACUUCUUGAUUGGGGCAAUGUCUACAAUUUUCUUGUUGAUCAGAACUCUUCUUGUAGUUGCCUUGGGUAUUCAAUCAUCCACAAAUUUAUUUUUACAGUUAACACAAUCCCUUUUUCGUGCACCAAUGUCUUUUUAUGACUCUACACCCUUGGGAAGGAUACUUAGUAGGGUCUCAUCAGAUCUAAGCAUCAUGGACCUUGAUGUUCCAUUUAUCAUU
Cajanus cajan (pigeon pea) is the source of this 746-nucleotide messenger RNA. The record is from RefSeq and is a predicted model, not a curated record. NCBI's taxonomy places the organism in Eukaryota, Viridiplantae, Streptophyta, Magnoliopsida, Fabales, Fabaceae.